AUGAGGUCUUCUACAAUUCAUUAUUUUUUUGCCUUUGUCAUUUUAACAUACCCAAUUGCUUCAAUAGCAUUUUCAUGUCCGUUUACUACAAAAUGGAAUGUUAGCGUUAUUAGUGCUCUCCGUGAAGAUCUUGUUGUUCACAUAAAAUCAGGAGAUGAUGAUCUUGGGAACCAUACGAUUCCAUAUGUAGGAAAUUACUCCUGGUCUUUUUGUGAAAAGGUUGGUGGUCACACUCUUUUUUACGGUUACUUCUGGUGGGGUUCAAAAUUUCAGAGCUUAGAUUUAUUUAACAAUGCCAUUUCUGACAAAUUAAUUUUAAAUGUGGAUCCUGAACAUUGUUACUGAUGCAAAUCCGUUGAACUCCAACAGAGAAUGGAGUUUGAUCAAGAUAAUGUCAGACCAGUGGUAGAAGAAGAAGUAGAAGAUAGAUUGAGCAGGUUGCCAGAUGAGGUAUUUGACAUAGUAGCCCCUCGACUUUCUAAUCUAAUUCUUAUCGAGGGAAGAAAUGUAAAAGUCGUCAAUGUGAUUGCACCACAACUUGAGAAUCUCACAAUAAUUGACACCUCAUUGGAGUACUUGAAUGCUCCGGCAGGAGUUUCAUCUUUGUGCUACAAGUGUUAUUCUGGUCCUCCCCUGCAAUUGUCUAAAGAUGGAUUUCACUCCCUAAACCAAGUCAAUAUCUGCUGUUUGGGUUGCUAUCCAGUAUUUGAAGAUGCUCGCAAAAUUAUUAACAUUCUUCAAGAGCUCCAUAGUGUCAAAUAUCUAACACUUAAUGUGCAAAUUAUUGAGUGUAUUUCCUCAUUUCCGGAUUAUUUAUCGCACCUUCCAUCACCUUUUGGCAACUUAAUUUGCUUGAGUAUGGACUCUCACAUGAAUGAGGAUGCAUACAAAGUAAGAAUGUGUAGUGCAGCUAGAAACUUCUUGUUUGACAACUCCCCAAACGCGACGUUCACCAUGGACUUACCCGAGGAAACGCCUGGGCUCGCUGUUACGCCGAUUGACUGGUGGAGGUAUGUACGUAAGUACACCUUCACGGUGUCAACAGCUGCCAUUGUAGACAAUAGUCAUGUAUUUAAGAAGACCAAGAAGGAUAAGAAGAAAAAGGAGGAGGAGAAGAAGUUGUCACGUCUGGAUGCCGUCAUGGUGAUUCAGAGGGCUUUCCGAGCAUAUGUGAUCAGGAGGUCCCAGGCUCUUUGCCUGCUACGUGAGCAGGCUGUUGCAAAGGGAGAAGUGCUUAAGGUCCUCUGGGCGUGUUGAUCUAAAAGGAAAAAGCAUGUAUAGCUUCUUGGUGUCAUGAUUAUGCUG
Molecule: messenger RNA, 1305 nt
Organism: Lactuca virosa
Lineage: Eukaryota; Viridiplantae; Streptophyta; Magnoliopsida; Asterales; Asteraceae
Source: the annotation of a GenBank genome assembly